Messenger RNA from Chrysemys picta bellii (western painted turtle), 3105 nucleotides. Lineage: Eukaryota; Metazoa; Chordata; Testudines; Emydidae. The record is from RefSeq and is a predicted model, not a curated record.
AUUCCCCUCAUUCCCAAUGCUAUGUGGAGAAAGAGCUGCAAGAGGAAGUUAUUGCACCCAGGGCUUGUAUUUAACUUCUAAAGUUAACAAGUCCUCUAACAAGUUUUCACUAAGGACAAAGCUAGUGGUAAUGGUGUCUAAAGUCUUAUACACACAAAGCAUCAGGAAAAGAGGAUACGCUCAGACGAGUGAAUGAAUACCCAGUACUGCUGAGUCUGUUUCUCAACUACAGCAGUGAGCCGACAAAGUCUUUGCACUUCCAAGAGCUAACCUGAGAUCUUCCGAGAGGCUCACAGAUGUGAGCAUACAUGCAUCUAACUGAUUGGCAAAAGACCAGCUAAUAUUAGAGGGCUAUGGAUAAAACCCCGUUUUUUGCAAUUCCUGGCAGUACUGCCUCAGCUGAUGGUAUAGCAUAAGGUAAGCUGCCGUAAAUAGCGCCACAAUGCAUGCCCUCUUCCUUGGAGAUGUUCUGAGCACCCCAGGUAUAUUUUUGCUGAGGAAGGGGACCCCUCUUCCCCCCAGAGGCAAAUACAUGCACUACCUUGGUUCAUUUCCAAAAAAUUGCAAAGAUUACUGGUUACUUAAAAGCCAUUAAGCAAAACUAAGGGUACGUCUACACUACCUGCCGGAUUGGUGGGUAGUGAUCAAUCCCCGAUUGCUCUGUCAUCGACUCCUGUACUCCACCACGGCGAGAGGCGGAAGCGGAGUCGACGGAGGAGCGGCGGCAGUCAACCCCGCGCCGUGAGGAAGUGAGAUAGCCGUGUCACCAGAGCUGCUCGCGGCAGGAGCAUCAACUUGGCGCUGUCUCACAGAGGACGCCAGGCCCUCAAGGCCAUUGGGAUGGAAGAGCAGAUUGUGGCCAAAGGCAUCCCCAUGCGGGCCAGGAGGAUACACACGCCCUCAGGAAACACAUAUUCCAUCCCCUAUGGAACAAAGAGCCAGUACAUUCUCUCCGUGGACAGAGCAAAUUUAAACCAAGAGCUGCUAACGGCUGCUGAGAAGUACCCCAACACUACAUUGUACUUUGGACACAAGCUGCUCCGCUGCCACGUUGAAUCAGGGCUAUUAACCUUACAAGGACCUGACCAAAGACCCAUGGAAGUCACUUGUGACCUCAUAGUGGGAUGCGAUGGAGCCUUUUCUACAGUCAGAAAGCAGUUCAUGCGGCAAACAUGCUUUAACUACAGCCAUGUGUACAUUCCUCAUGGGUACAUGGAGUUGACCAUCCCACCCAAGGAUGGGGAUUUUGCCAUGGAAGAGAAUUACCUUCACAUCUGGCCCAGGAACACCUUCAUGAUGAUAGCGCUGCCUAACCUGGAUAAGUCGUUCACCUGCACACUCUUCAUGCCCUUCGAGGAGUUUGAACGGCUCACGACAGGUGAUCAAGUGCUGGAUUUCUUCCAAACCUACUUCCCAGAUUCAAUUCCCCUCAUAGGAGCGCGAGAGCUGCAGCGCGAUUACUUUUUGCUGCCACCCCAGGCCAUGAUCUCUGUGAAGUGCUCUUCAUACCACAUCGCCUCCCGGUGUGUGCUGAUGGGAGACGCCGCCCACGCCAUGGUACCGUUCUAUGGGCAAGGCAUGAAUGCUGGAUUUGAAGACUGCCUGGUCUUCGAUGAGUUAAUGGACCAGUUCCACAAUGAUCUCAGUGCCUGCCUGCCCGAGUUCUCCCGGCUGCGAGUGCCCGACGACCAUGCCAUUUCCGAUCUAGCCAUGUACAACUACAUGGAGAUGCGUGCACAUGUUAAUUCCAAGUGGUUCAUUUUCCGCAAGAACGUGGACAACUUUCUUCACUGGCUCAUGCCGUCCACCAUUAUCCCGUUAUACACAAUGGUCACGUUCACCAGAAUACGCUACCACGAGGCGCGGCAGCGCUGGAAAUGGCAGAACAAGGUGAUUAACAAAGGACUCUUCAUAAUUGGGGCAGCAGCAGCACUGGGGGGCAGCUACCCACUCAUAAAGUGGCUCUCUCGUAAGUCUGACUCCUGCGCAGAAAAGCCGUGGAGCUGGAUACUUCAUCUCAAGAAAAUUGGAAGUGUCCCGCCGGAAACACAGCUGGCAUAAAUGCCAGGGGAGCCUCUGAGGGGACACACGGCAAAGGCCUAGGCUGUAAACUCGGAGAGGCGACUAGGGGGAGGGACACAAAGGGGGCACUAGCUAAAGGGGACGCUCUCUCCCGGGCAGCCUCCGGCCACGCUGCCUGCCUGGGACGCUGCCCGCCGUGGUGUGGCACACGAGGGCUGCUCUCUAUGGGCUGUCUCUGGCAGGCAGCGUGGCCGGAGGCUGCCUGGGAGAGGGCAGCGUCUGCAUGCCGCACCAGGUAAUGUGGCCGGAAAAGGAGAGGCUCUGGCCCUGCCUCUUCCCUUCCGGCUCUGGCCCUGCCCCUUCAUUGCCCCAGCUGCCAGCCUUGCCCCCUUCCCCAGCGUUUUGGGGAGGGUCAUGUGACCCUUUGCCUCCCCCCCAGGUCGCCAUUGAGAUCCUUCCAAGAUGCCACACAUCCUAGCAUCAGGAAGUCCCCGUCAGGCAGGAUGUUCCAGAAUGAACCUCCACCCCUCGUCAGACUUGGACUUCAGUGCAGAGUCAUGCUCACCGCAAGCCACGUGUCUCCACAGGGAGGCUGCUGGCCACUCGGAUGGGACCAAACUCCCAGUAGGACUUUCUGCCGAGAAAGCUCCUCCGUGGUUUUCAAACUGGCUCUUACCGGCUCUCCUGGUAAUAUUGAAAGGCAGUUUGCAGGCAGGCAGCUCCCCGAUCGUAGAUCACUGUCGCUGAAACAGUUCAGUUCUGUUUCCCUCUGGAAAGUUUUACUGCUAUUGAGUUUGUUUAGGUCCAGGAUUUCCCGGCACCCCCAUCCCUCUGUUUGGCAGGAUGAGUACUAGGAUACAACCACCUGGGUUAGCCUUGGUUCAGCAAGAACCUUGGGCAUGCGGCUAACUCUGGGCAGCGUGGAGAGUCCCAUUGAGUUCAGUGGGAUUACUCAUGUGCCUAAAGUCAGACACUGGCUGAAAUGAGGCCUAAGUGCUCAUGUAACACAUGGGAUUUUUAAUCAGUAAACUCCCGUUAUUUUGUCACUCUUGUCUACCCAAAUAAAAGCUGUUUGAAACAAAA